This is a messenger RNA of Penicillium verhagenii, 1218 nucleotides long. RefSeq names its product mitochondrial 37S ribosomal protein uS5m. Gene Ontology annotation, cellular component: ribosome. The record is from RefSeq and is a predicted model, not a curated record. NCBI's taxonomy places the organism in Eukaryota, Fungi, Ascomycota, Eurotiomycetes, Eurotiales, Aspergillaceae. The transcript has 2 exons. Gene Ontology annotation, biological process: translation. Gene Ontology annotation, molecular function: structural constituent of ribosome; RNA binding. Bases 1 to 1218 code for a protein of 405 amino acids.
AUGAGUCUUGCACGACCGGCGAAAUGCCUGUUAUGCAGCUUCUCCCGCGUAGCCACCCCAAGCACGCGAGUGACUCGUCGCCAAUUUCACCCGACCCCUGCGAUUCUGUCGAACCGGAAACCGAAAUUCGCCAAUCUUAAGGCCCCCGAAGCGAAACCCAGAGACUAUGCACCUUACUCGGAAGAGCAGAUGGCCCGCCUGGCGGAGGAGUACUCGGAGGCCCAGAUGAAGGCCAUCGAGGCCGGCGAAGCUGCCAUUGACCCUAAGGACCUGGCCGAACAGUUCCGCCCACGUACCGACCCCCUCAGAUUCAACUACCUAGACGACUUCUCAGUGAUCGAGCCCGGCAUUGACCGUAACCAACGGGCACCCGAGUCGAAUUCGGACUACAAUUUCAAGCUGAAGAGCGAAGAUGAUUUUGUGGAGGACUUUGGCCGCUUCUUCGCGGAGCUGCCUGAAAAUGCCACCGGUGCUGACUUUGUGCGCUUCGGCGAAUCGCUGCGAUUGACCCACGGAAAGGAGGAGAACGAGUUGAACCCGCACAGCGCGCUGGUUCCGGACCUCUUUGGUCCUGGGGAAACUAUCGACGAUCCCCGUGUGGAAGAAAAGAAGAGUGCCGCAGAGAGAGGCGAGAAGGAGCGCUCUCUUGUUGCCGAGGAGCUGACUGAUGCCUUGAAGAGCCUUCUCCUGGCUACCGGAUACACCAACCGCCAGGUCUCCGAACUCCGAACCAAGACCCUUGUUUCGCACAGCGUCGUGAACCAGACCCGUCUCGGUAAGGUUCGCCGUGCUUACCGUCUGUCCAUUGCUGGUAAUGGCAACGGUCUGCUCGGAAUCGGUGAAGCCAAGUCCGACGAGGCUGCCGAUGCCAAGAUCCAAUCGCAGUACCGUGCCAUUCGCAACAUGCAACCGAUCCCCCGUUAUGAGAACCGCACUAUCUUUGGUGAUGUCAAGGGCAAGGUUGGUGCCGUUGAGCUGCAAUUGAUGCACCGCCCCCCAGGUUUCGGUCUCCGUGUUCAAUACCUGAUUUACGAAAUGUGCCGCGCCGCCGGUAUCCAUGAUCUUGCCGCUCGUGUGUCCCGCUCGAGAAACAAGAUGAACGCUGUGAAGGCUGCCUAUGAGGCCCUCAUGAGCCAGCGUGACCCUGAGGAGAUUGCUCGGGCCCGUGGCCGCAAGAUGGUCGAUGUGCGCAAGGUCUACUACGCUGGCAAGGUCUAG